Molecule: messenger RNA, 3132 nt
Organism: Vespula vulgaris
Lineage: Eukaryota; Metazoa; Arthropoda; Insecta; Hymenoptera; Vespidae
Product: cytochrome P450 6a2-like
Exons: 6
Coding region: 183-1694 (503 amino acids)
Molecular function (GO): heme binding; oxidoreductase activity, acting on paired donors, with incorporation or reduction of molecular oxygen; iron ion binding
Source: RefSeq, a predicted model, not a curated record
CCUACUUAAAAAUAAAGUAGAAACAAAACGUAAAAUCAUUCUGGGCUCAGUGAUCCAACCGGUUUCAAACAGAGAAGUAAAAGUUACGUAAUUAAAUCCCUUUUGUAGUAACACUGAGAGCUAUAAUAUAAAGAUAUAAAACAAUAAUAUCGAAGUGCCCGUCACACGUCGACGAUAACAAUAUGUUAGGAAUAUUUGAAACACUCUGCGGCCUCACUAUAAUUAUUCUUCUUCUUUAUUAUUAUCUGAUCUCGAUGUUCUAUUACUGGAAGGUUCGUGGUGUUAAAGGACCUCGACCUAUUCCUCUGUUCGGCAAUCUCAUGGAUAUCUUAUUUGAUAAAACGAAUCUGUCAGACUAUUUAGUACAUCUUUAUAAUUCCUACAAGGACGAACCAUACGUCGGUAUUUUCUUUAGAAGUAGACCGAUACUCUUAAUAAAAGAUCCACAAUUAAUAAAGGAUAUCUUAAUCAAAGACUUUUCCUGUUUCCCUCAACGAGGCACAACCGUAACCAAAAAGAUAGAUCCAUUGACGGAAAAUCUAAUCUUUAUCGAAGCAUUGAGAUGGAAACCGUUAAGGAAUAAAUUGACACCUGCAUUUUCUUCCGCUAAACUAAAGGAAAUGUUCCCAUUGAUAAUAAUCUGCUCAGAUCAUUUGAAGCAAUAUAUUAAUAAGCUACCUAAUAACGUUAUUCUUAAUGUGGGUGAAUUAACCACUAAAUACACUAUAGACAUAGUAGGUAAUUGUGCAUUUGGAAUCGAAAUGAAUGCACUUAAGAUCAAUGAAGAAAAUGAAUUUAUAAAAAUGGGGAAAGAUAUAUUCAGUAUUAAUAUAAUGCCAAUAUUAAGAUACCGUCUGCAAACACAUUUUCCGGAAAUUUACAAUCAUCUCGGCUUUCUAUUCGGAAAUACUCGUCAAAGUUCUUUCUUUUCGGAUAUCGUUAAGCAAACAAUGGAAUACAGAAUAGAAAACAACGUCGUUAGGCACGAUUUCAUAAAUAUUUUGAUGGAAUUGAAAAGCAAUCCGGAAAAGCUUGGCGAAGAGAUCGAACUAACGGACAGCUUAUGCGCCGCCCAAGCUUUCGUGUUCUUUGCAGCUGGUUUCGAAACAUCUUCCUCGACUAUAUUAUAUAUUCUUUACGAAUUAGCUCAAAAUCAUAAAAUACAAGACAAACUUCGUAAAGAGAUCAAUGAAGAAUAUGAAAAAAAUAAUGGUAUUUUAAAGUUCGAAUCUAUAAGAACGCUAAAAUAUUUACAGGCAGUAAUGAAAGAAACACUAAGGAAACAUCCACCAAUAACGAAUUUAUCCAGAGAUUGCAUGGUACCUUCUUACACAUUCAGAGGUACUAAACUUACUGUACAGAAGCAUCAAAGAAUAUUUAUAUCUAUAACCGGAUUACACCACGAUCCAAACAUUUAUCCGAAUCCAGAUGUUUUUGAUCCUGAACGAUUUUUGACCGAAAAUAAUAAAAUUAACGAUGGAACGUAUAUACCUUUUGGUAGAGGACCUCGUAACUGUAUUGGAGAAAAAUUUGCAGAGUUGCAAGUGAUAUGUGGAGUGGCAACAUUCUUACGGAAUUGUAAAGUCGACGUCUGUGAAAAAACAGAAAUUCCAUUUAAGAGCAGUAGGUCAGACUUCUUGUUAAUAUCAAAGAACGGAAUCUACUUAAAAAUCAGUAAAAUUAACAAAGAAUAACUGAAUUGCUUUGUUAUAAAAUAUAUUCAAUACUUAAUUCCAUUGUUGAUCGUAUAUUUUUGUCAUUUGUAAUACAAAUUUAGUAAUAUAUAUUAUAAAUAAAUAAAUAUAUAUGAUACAUACAUAUAUAUAUAUAUAUAUAUAUAUAUAACUUAUAAAUUAUUCUGGAUUCUGUAGAAUAAAAAAUUAUUAAAAUAAAAAAUAUGAAAGGAAUGCGAUGUUUUUUAUCGCAAGAGAGAUUAUUAAUUUUAUAAAAAGUAAAACUUUAAAUAUCAUGAAAGUAAUAAAAAGGAUCGUAAUUUAUGCAAAAUUAAUAAAACAGUCUACGUGCUGAUUAUAUGUAUUUAUAUAUGGUAAAAUGUGUGUAUGAAUUUAUAUAUAUACACCAUUAUUCUUCGUGUAACAAAACAUUGGAUAAAAAAUAUUCGUACAGAAUGUUUUUACAGGAAACUUUCCGUACAGGAAAACUGAAGAUAUUUAUUUAUAAGAAUUAUAUUUAUGUAUCAGCUCGUUUGGUCAACAGAAGCGAUAGAUUUGAACAAUUAAUCUCAUUUUGCUUUACACGUGACACGGUAUGUUUUCAAUCAUAAUCUUCUAUCAAAAACAUUAUCUAAAAAAUUCUACGUUAUAUAUUCAAUAUACAUAUUUUAAAACCUUCUAAAUAUUUUAGAAAUUUCGAAAUACGCUGUAUAUGUAAAAUGUUAAAUUAUUCCUCUAUAUCUUGAAUUGAUCACAGUAAGUUACAACAUCAACGCCUACAACAUAUUAGUUUCGUAAAAUCGUUCCUUCACACUUUCUACGCAGCUGAUCGAACUCGUCUUGAAAAAUUUUAUUUCGCGGGAUAAAUAAUAUGUCAUGUUUCUAAUAUCUUCUAAUAAAAUGAAGAACUUUCGCUGUCGUGAAAAAUAAUUGGCUUGCAAUUGUUCAAAUUUUGCUCAAUGAAUAAAUCGAUGUUCAAAACGUCGUAAUGUUCCUUUUUGAAUAAAUUCCUAAUUAAACAUCGAUAAUAAAUAUCAUUUUUUUCUAUGUAUCAUCCAACAAUAAAUGUACCAUAAUCAAAAACAAUAUUACCAGGAACUUUAUCAAACGUCGUUAAAAAGAAAUAAUAAUAGACAUAUCAUUCGAUCAUUUAAUCUGAAGCUAUGAAUGUGUAAAAACGAAAUGUGAUGUAAUUAAUUAACAUUCAAUAGCCUCGUUAUGUAAACCUUUUUCAAUAAUUGCUUUCAAAACUAUGUAUGCAGAUCUAGGCAAUUUUUUUUUUUUCAAUAAAUAAAAAGUGUGUGAUCCUAUAAAAAUAAGAUUUGGAUUGAUUGAUACGAGAAGAAAAAAUAUCACUUGUAAUGACAAUGUAAUCGAUGCAAAUCGAUCAUCAUCUCAAUAUGAUCUCUUAUGUUAAUAAUAUAAAAAAAACUUCUCAUCUGUAAUUACAAGCAAUAAA